AAGUGAGGAAGAACAAGAUGGGAUUUGACAAGCGGCGAACACAGAGGCGCGCCUCCACGCGCCGACCACGAUCCAAGGAUAUCAAUGAUGACUACGUGCAGACGUUGCUGACGUCGCUGCACGCACGCUACCACGAAACCACCACCACCACUACAACUACUACAACCACCACCACGACGGAGGCGCCAACUAGCAACCAGGAUGAUGCGGCGAGCGGCUUUAAUUGGAUGACAGCUAAUCCUAGCUGUGCGUCGCCAGUCAGGACCCAAGGAAGGUGCGGAAGCUGCUGGGCGUUCGCUGCCGUAGAUUCGCUGGAGAUGCGUAACUGUGGCAGUAACAGCCCGACAGUAGACCUCAGUCAGCAGCAGAUGGUCGACUGCACGUUCAGCAACUGGAACGGUUGUAACGGCGGAUACGCAGCUGCGGCACUGCAGGUUAUAGUUCGCAAUAGUCACCUCGCCUCCGCUAGCGACUACCCUUACAACAGCGGUGGUACAGGACGGGAUACGAGGUGUAGGAGGAGUGGGAAGGCUAGUACUAACGUGGAGGACAACAUUGAUGGCAUCGUCGACAGCAGCGCGUACGCGUGCGACGUAGAAGCUCUGAAACAGAUCGUGAGAGACGGGCCGAUAGUGAUCGCCGUGUGUGCUGGCAACCAACCCUUCACCUUCUACAAGUCAGGUGUGUGACGGCAGCAGGUGCAGCUUUAGCAACUUGGAUCAUUGAGAUGCACGCUAGUCGGCUAUGGAACCCGACCCUGACAGGCGUGGAUUACUGGAUGCGUCAGAACCAGUGGGGAACUAGAUGGGGAGAGAACGGAUUCGCACGGAUUACAACGGACUGUAAUAAGAACUUCGGCAUUGGCAUUGACAUCAGCUACCCGGUAAUGAAGUAAAGCGCCGACGAGUUAUUACUGAGAGGGAGACACACAGUCUGUGACGUAACUAUCGCACAUAGUAGAUGACAUCCAAGGAACGGAUACAGACUACAGAUCUACUGAUGAGUCAGGACUGAGGAGGCAGAUAUACAUGGAAGCACAGAGAUAGACAACGCAAUGGUUACAGGCUAUCUUGUGAUAAAAUGCACCGAGUAAAGGCAGUCAACGAGCGUUUGGGAGUCUAACCUCACAGCCAGGGACACGAGUGACAGAAGCACAUGUAUUAAUAGUUAUGAUAGUAAAGUGUGUAAUAUCAGUUACCUAUGUGGUAUUUAGUAUGCGCGGAUCACAUUGUUAAAAAUUGGGAAUCUCGUAAACAAACUAUAUUUUAUAGUCUACCGUUCAAUGUAGACAAUAUUGCAUUAACUACCACGAUAUUUUAUCAAAUAAUUUAGGAAUCAUAAACUAUAUAUAUAUAUAUAUAUAUACGGAGAGGAAAGAGAAUCACAUAACAAAACCAGUAUAUGGGUUUAUAAUUCGUGUAUUUAAUAUAGCAUUCGUGCACAUCUACAAUGUAGAACCGUCUAUAUGAGAUAAGUAAGAUAGCUGCAGCGACAUGCAGGCAGUCUCCUCCGUGUAAUAGAUUCACCGUUACUAAUGCUGGUUACACAGGCGCCGUGUGCUUUACCUAGCGCACAUAGCAUGCCCGCGACAAACACACUGUAUUACGCUGUGCAAGGCGCCUAGACUGCAUGCAGGAGUAAACGAAACAUCGUUUUAUGUUUCCUUUCGAAA
Molecule: messenger RNA, 1672 nt
Organism: Priapulus caudatus
Lineage: Eukaryota; Metazoa; Priapulida; Priapulimorpha; Priapulimorphida; Priapulidae
Product: counting factor associated protein D-like
Exons: 6
Coding region: 18-689 (223 amino acids)
Cellular component (GO): lysosome
Molecular function (GO): cysteine-type endopeptidase activity
Source: RefSeq, a predicted model, not a curated record